Sphaeroforma arctica JP610 is the source of this 403-nucleotide messenger RNA. RefSeq lists its product as hypothetical. The record is from RefSeq and is a predicted model, not a curated record. Lineage: Eukaryota; Ichthyosporea; Ichthyophonida. The transcript has a single exon. The annotation marks the transcript as partial.
AAAGUGCGCAGCAACUAUAGUCACAUUGAGCAUGGUUAAGGCGAACAAGAAGAAAGGCAGGCCUACAUCCCUUACUAGCACAGAAAACACAACACUUGUCACUGACAAUUCUGGUAAGUGGACUUCAGGAAAGUGUAAAGACAUACUUAGAAGCGUGAAUGCACCCUUGAAAGGCGACAUAGAAGUAAUUCGACAACGCUGCGUACUACUCAAAGACUUACAAGCUCUUGGCGUUGGAAGUGUACUGGUGCUGAAGGUAGAUGCAGCACGUCGACUAUGCAAUCAAUUGGAGCUCGCCCAAGGGACUAAAGUGGAGAUGGUGGAGCGCAUCGGUAGGACGUUAAUGAAUCAAGUAGUACGGCAGCAGAACGACGCGUUGAUAGCAGCCAUAAGAGAUGAGUAG